UCGCCCUCCCACAGUCUUGCUGUUCGCUCCCUCAAAAAAUCAGAGAGAGAGAGAGAUGAAGAGAAGAAGAAAUUUCAACGUCUCUAUCUUCUUUCUGUUCUCUCUCACUCUCUUCUCUUUUUGUUCUUCUUCCUCUCUUGCAUUCCAAUCAGACGAACUUCUCCAAGACGACGAUGAAUUCGGUCUGGUAGGUGGGAAAUCUCCUGCCGAUCUCGAAGACAAGGGGCCGAUCCGAUCGUCUCCGAUCCGGAAGCGAUCUUCGUUUGACCCCGAAUCGUCCUCGUCCUCCGAUUCCAAGGUCCAUUUCUCCCUCGAUCAUGCCUUUGGAGACUCAGACGGCGCAGAUUUCUCCCCUGCUGGGACCUUCACCGCCCGCGUCAAGACCCUCAAUCACGGUGGACAGACUCUAACCAAGCUUCGAUUUUCAAGGGACACUUUCACAGAAACAGAAAAGGAGAAAUUUGAAAUGCUAUUGAAAGAUGAUGGUUUUUACAGGAUUAGGGUACCAUCUAAUGUACUGAAUCCUCCUGGGAAAGAUUAUGUUACCUCGUCAGUCAAAGCAAGGUGUCUUCCACGAGAGACUUUGGAUGAACAUUUUGUCAUUCACAUGGAAGGAGUGAACAUUUUGGCUGUUAAUUAUGGAUCUGCUGGAGCAUGCCAAUAUCCCAGGCCACUGAAACUCCCGACAAAAUGGUCUUUUAAUUCAUACACUGUCCUGAAGAACAGUGAGCAGGCACCAAGAACUCCAGCAUUCACUGAAGAACUGGGUGGGGAGAAUGGAGAUGGCGAAGGCACAAUGCCCCCGGAGAGAUCGUUCUGGUCUAAAUAUUGGAUGUACAUGAUCCCACUCGGGCUCAUUAUCAUGAAUGCUGUCACACAAGCGAUGAACAUGCCCGAGGAACAGGCUGCAGGUCAGGCAGGUUCCCAAGGGCAGCAGCCAAUAGCACAACGGCCACAAAAUGCAGCUGUGAGAAGGAGAUAGCAAGUUAGGUGCUCAAGUAAUUUCUCUCUCAAGGAAAGACUGGCUUUUAUGGAUUCCUGGCACGGCUCCAUUGCAAACUGAAAAUCAGCACACAUCUCUCACCGUUUAAAGAAGGGUUUACCAAAUGGCUUGUAACUGCAGUUGCAUGCCUGUAACCGUUGCUGGGCAUACUUUAGACAUAUUCACCAUUUUCAGAGGUGUUUUGUAAGUUAAAUGGUAAUUUAAUUUGGACAGAUGUUUUCCAGGGCAGAUUUUCCAUUUGGUUGUGAGGAAGAGGACAUUGAAUGCUUAGUUAUUUUCUGUUUGUCAUAAGACAAAUACCAGUUUCUGGCACACCUGGAAUCAGAAGAAGUCACAGCAUUUCUCUAGA
This is a messenger RNA of Magnolia sinica, 1352 nucleotides long. RefSeq lists its product as uncharacterized. NCBI's taxonomy places the organism in Eukaryota, Viridiplantae, Streptophyta, Magnoliopsida, Magnoliales, Magnoliaceae. The transcript has 10 exons. The coding region runs from base 56 to 982 and encodes 308 amino acids. The record is from RefSeq and is a predicted model, not a curated record.